AUGAAGCAGAAAAGUGAUGGUGUGGAUCGAAACGAUGUCUUGCAGCAAACCACGGAGAAUGAGGCCGACAAAUGGCGAAAACGAAUGCGAGACGACAUCGAAGGAGAGCUUCUGAACCCUGAAGAGUAUGGACGACACUUUGAAGGCGAUAUUAUUCUGUUUCCCGAACAAGCCAAACAGAUCUACGAGAACGCCCUGAAGACAGGCCAACGACGGGUGAAGCGAAAGUUUAUCGGAUCGGAUCUGCGUCGCUGGGAUCCCACGCGGCCCAUCGUUUACAGUUUCGACGGCAUCCCGGGAACAGCGAAUCAUCGAGCUCGCCUUGGAGCACUGGCACAACAUCACAUGCCUCAACUUUGUCCGCAACGACAACGCCAACAGUGGAAAUCGCAUCGGUCAGUUUUGAGACUGAUUUUGUUAUGCUGUGAACGAUUCUUCUGUAGGGAGACAUUGCGCCUGGCGAUUCCGAGUCAAACGUUAUUCUUAGUGUUCACGGAUGUCGACGGAUGUGCGAGCAACGUUGGAAGGCAUCCCCUCGGCGAGGAGCAGCUCGUAUCGCUAGCGCCGGAGUGCAUUCGGCAUCCCGGGAACAGCGAAUCAUCGAGCUCGCCUUGGAGCACUGGCACAACAUCACAUGCCUCAACUUUGUCCGCAACGACAACGCCAACAGUGGAAAUCGCAUCGGACUCAAAAGGACAAUUUCUCAAGGAGGAUCCUGACGAUGUCGACAAUGCUGGCGUGCCUUACGAUUACGGCAGCAUCAUGCAUUACAGGAGUAAAGCCUUCUCCCGUUAUGACGACCUCUACACCAUCAGCACAUUCGUCACCGACUACCAAAAAACCAUCGGACAACGCGACCAAUUGUCAUUCAACGAUAUCCGGCUGAUGAAUAAGAUUUACUGUAGCAAUUUGGAUAUUCCCGCAGUUGCAGGUGUGAUCGAUGUCGCUGCCCAGACGGGUUUACCGGUCAAUUUUGUGAGCAAGUGA
Ostertagia ostertagi is the source of this 987-nucleotide messenger RNA. The record is from the annotation of a GenBank genome assembly. Lineage: Eukaryota; Metazoa; Nematoda; Chromadorea; Rhabditida; Trichostrongylidae.